AUGAUGACGGCCGAGAAUUGGUUGGCUCGGUUUGAACUUAUCGAUGCUUUCAAACGUCAUAUCGAGAAUAAUCUCUCUCCCUAUCACCUUUCCUAUGCGGAUGGAUUGGGCGGUGAUGUAGAGCUUCUCCAAGCAGCUGCAGAAUUCUUCAAUCGAUACUUUCAUCCUCAUAAUCCCGUCAAAUCGCAACACAUUGUGACGGGGGCGGGAUGCAGCUCUCUAUUGGAAGCUGUUCUGUAUGAUGUCUGUGAACCUGGAGAUGGGGUGUUGAUUGAGACGCCAUUCUGGGGUGGGUUUGAAACCACUUUUGUGCUUCGUGCAAAAGUCCAAGCCGUCCAUGUUCAAGUGCCUUCAGACCAGUCUGUCCGAGAUGUGGAUAUCUCGUCAUAUAUCUCCGCCUAUGAGACAGCCAUGGCUAAUGCAAAGUGCACGAUAAAGGCAAUACUGUUCUGCAACCCACAUAACCCGCGAGGCAGUCUCUAUUCAAGGACUUUGAUAGAAGCUCUGUUGAAGUUUGCCGAACGAAAAAAUCUUUACUUUCUUUCGGAUGAGAUUUAUGCGUUAAAUGGAUCUGGCUCAACUGGAAGUGCUCCCAGCAAGGCAACUACAGCACUGUUGCGAGAUGAGGAGGAAAUACUGGAUCAAAUUUUUGAAAAUAGCCGCCUGCAGCUAUGGAGGGCCUCGCGAAUCGCGGUGGAGUUCCUGUCAUUCCAUAAAAUUCCCUUCUACCCACCUAUCGCCGGCGUGUACAUCUGGGCUCGUCUGGGGUACUUGGAAGACACCUGGGCUGGCGAAGCGGACCUGAAUGACAAGAUCGAGGCGGCAGGGGUUUCGGUUGGCGCAGGACGUGGCUACAAUGAAGUGCAACCAGGAUGGUUCCGGAUUACCUUCGCCCUUCCGGAAACUGAACUUCUGGAAGGUCUGAGGAGAAUUGAAGAUGUGAUAGGCUCGGGACACAAGUGGCAAAGGAGGAGAAUGAAUUCAUUGAAGCAAGGUCAAGAUUUUAUACAAAAGGGGAAGAUAUCUUUUGCAAGAUCAUGGGUUGUUUUGCCUUUGAGCCAGUUAAAAUACAAGCUCUACGGGAGAUUGAAAAAUAUUCUACUAAAGCUAGAGCAGAUCCCUUGCUAA
Penicillium expansum is the source of this 1128-nucleotide messenger RNA. RefSeq names its product aminotransferase gliI (gene gliI). The record is from RefSeq and is a predicted model, not a curated record. Gene Ontology annotation, biological process: biosynthetic process; amino acid metabolic process. The transcript has 5 exons. Gene Ontology annotation, molecular function: pyridoxal phosphate binding; transaminase activity. NCBI's taxonomy places the organism in Eukaryota, Fungi, Ascomycota, Eurotiomycetes, Eurotiales, Aspergillaceae. The coding region runs from base 1 to 1128 and encodes 375 amino acids.